GCUGACUGGUGCUGUCUUCUGACUCCGAAUGAUCCCGAACGUGAGCGGUGGACAACCGGCAGUCACGGACUAGUCUUCGAUCGAGUUCCCAACCCAUUUUAAGUUAUUUGAAGGAUUGCCUAGCAUAACCAGGUGGCAGGCAUAUCUAAAUUGGCUGUUUUCUCACUACUACGUAGUAUCCAAGCAAGAGCAGACCAACCAUUUCCCUAGUUCUAACUCUGCCUACAUAGCUACCGGCUUCAUCUACUGUCCUGUCAAAUCUCUGGAUAGGUUGCAGCAAACAUGGAUAGCAAAGAACCUCUGGAGGCACCUCCUCCUUAUACCGCCGUUCCAACUAAUCCUUACACCCUAGAUGAGUUGCAGUUAAACUCCCUAACUUCUCAUCUUCAGCAUCAUAUCGUGUCCCUUCCAGAUCGCAUCCGGGCAACGCAACAAGCGCGGAGGGUCGAACAGUCUUUUAGUGAUGCAUCUCUGCUAGACCAUAUUGUCCCCGUCCUCGAGGAGUUCUUGGUCGACUUAGGGGCUCGACAUACUCCCGUCCCGCUAGCGACCCUUACUUUAGUCCCGGGUGCCGCGGUUCCUAAGAAUGCCAUUCUUAGCGGUUUAGAAGACAUGAAGCGACGCGGGGAGAUUUGUCGCGUAUCCAGAAUUCCUAUAGAAAGCCGUGGUAAGGACUCUAAGUCUGGCUCUGGUACUCUUAGUUCCCGAGAGAUCAGCGAAAACCCGAGCUGGGCCUCCGGACAAGAAUUUAGUGACUGGGGACGGUUUGAUGAGCCUAGUUCUUCGUUAGAUGGUACUGCCGAAAAGGUUAAAUCACUCUGGUGGCGUGAUGAGGAGAUGGCACGCCGCCUCGCCAACUACCUGCAACCGAAAAGGGAGAAAAAGCCAGAAGUGAAGUUUAACUCGGUAGUUCAGACUGUGGUUGAGCAAAGACUACCACCGAAGAAGGAGAAGAAAAGCUGGUUCUGGGGGAAACGCGCAAGUGAACAGAAAUCGCCGGAGUCAACAAUACCGAGUCCCCCACAAAUCGAUGCUGCGAAGGACAACAUACAGGAAGAACAAGAGAAACAGGGGGCUGACAUGACAGUUACAGCUCAGGAGGUUGCAUUCCGCCAGGAGAAUGAUCUCGGAAUAUGGGAGAGUGUCCGUGGAUGGGGUAUCGUCGUUACAGUGAAAGUCAGAACUUGAUGAUCCCAUCUUGAUAUACUAAUUGGUGUACAAAAAGAAAUACCACCUUAGUAGAAAUACAUACCUAUAUGCAAUCAUUUUACCCCAUCUACGACAUACUUGUAGCAAGCUAUAGAUGCGGUUAUCCUUACCCGAGUUGAUUUCUUGAACCAUCAUUAUUAAUAUACAAUCUUCAUGCCGA
Molecule: messenger RNA, 1369 nt
Organism: Daldinia loculata
Lineage: Eukaryota; Fungi; Ascomycota; Sordariomycetes; Xylariales; Hypoxylaceae
Exons: 3
Coding region: 283-1188 (301 amino acids)
Source: RefSeq, a predicted model, not a curated record